UUUUUUUUUUUUUUUUUUUUUGCACACAAUCUGUUCGAUAAAAUGCUCCAAUAACUUCACACCGAGAUACUCAAUCAAAUGUGUCUCGUGCAUACUAAUUGAAUUUUAGUGUUCCAAAUCACGGGUAUAUAACACACACCAUAUAUUAGUAUCACUACACCUUAGCUUUCAACUUUAAUAUAUAAAAGUUCCAUUUUUCACAUGUCUUUCUCUUUGCAUCUCAUGUUCUGUCAGUAUUUUUAACAUUAUUUUGAUAAAUUUUACGUUUUGACCGGGCAAUAUGGCUCUGUUAUAACUUUAGUUGAGGUUAGUAUUGACAAGAAAAUAUAUAAAUAUAAAAUUUUGGGUUUCCUUUUCAAAGAACCGGUCACAACUCACAUGUUUGACCUGGACUUCCUGGUUUAAAAGAAAGGGCACCACUUAAAAAUUUUCGUAUUAUAGUUGAUUAAAUUCAAAAUUUUGUUAUAUUCACUAACUUCACAUGAUUCUUGAUAGUCUUUCAAGCAACACCAUUUAUGGGUAUUCUUUGGCCUGCAACUCAUCUGAUUGAAGGUCUUUAAUUGAAAUUCAGUGUAAAGAUUCAAUCUUUUUGCUGUAUCAUCAUGUUAUCUGGCAAUUCAAGAUCUGUAAGAUUUAAAGAUGAUACUGGAAUGAUAAAACUUCCCUCUAUGAACAAAGACAACUUAUUUAAAGUCAAAUAUAACCUCGAUGGCAAACAAGUACCCGAACAAAGAAUCGAGGAAAGCCAUCAUUCGUUAAAGUCGAAAGUUCUCUCUCGAGUUUUCUCCGAAGAUUACGAGAGGGUUCGGAAGAAAAUCUUGGAUCCUCGAGGGCGAACAAUUCGAAAAUGGAACAACAUUUUCUUGAUUGCAUGUUUAGUUUCUUUAUUUGUAGACCCUUUGUUCUUUUACUUGCCAUCUGUUCGAACCAAAAACGUUUGCAUCCAUAUCAGUGUCCCCCUUGAGAUCAGUCUCACCAUCGUGAGAUCAAUAGCCGAUGUUUUUUACAUGAUUCAGAUUUACAUCAGGUUUCAUACAUCCUAUGUGGCACCCUCUUCCCGUGUUUUCGGAAGAGGCGAACUCGUUAUAGACUCUCACAAAAUUGCCAAAAAGUACAUCCAAGGUGGUUUCUGGAUCGACCUCGUUGCAGCCCUACCUCUUCCUCAGAUGCUAAUCUGGCUGAUUAUACCGAGCUUAAGUGGUUCAACGAUGGCUAACACGAAAAACGUUCUUCGGUUCAUUAUAAUCUUUCAAUACCUUCCGAGACUCUAUCUGAUAUUCCCUCUAACAUCACAAAUAGUCGAGGCUACAGGCCUUGUAACCGAAACCGCAUGGGCUGGAGCUGCUUAUAAUCUGAUGCUAUACAUGUUAGCAAGCCAUGUCUUAGGAGCUUGUUGGUAUGUUCUGUCUAUAGAGCGACAAGAAGCCUGCUGGAGAAGCGUAUGCCUUAUUGAGGAUAAAAGUUGUGAGGAUAGAUUCUUUGACUGUGAAAGGUUUCAUGAUCCUAACAGAGAAUCUUGGUUCAAUUCAAGUAACGUCUCGGAAAAAUGUUUUCCGACAAGCGGGCUUUACAAGUUUGGGAUCUACGGCGAAGCUGUGACAUCGGAUGUUACUUCGGCUUUGUUCUUUAACAAGUACUUCUAUUGUCUUUGGUUUGGGUUGAAGAAUCUCAGUUCUUUAGGACAAAACUUGGCGACGAGUACUUAUGUUGGAGAAAUCAUUUUUGCGAUCAUAAUAGCCACUGUGGGGCUAGUUCUCUUCGCGUUGUUGAUCGGAAAUAUGCAGACUUAUCUUCAAUCAACAACUGUUCGGUUAGAAGAAUGGAGGAUCCGGAGAACCGAUACUGAACAGUGGAUGCGCCACCGGCAGCUGCCACCAGAGCUCCGGGAAUCUGUUCGGAGAUACGAUCAGUACAAAUGGGUAGCGACUCGAGGGGUUGACGAAGAGUCUCUUCUCAAAGGUCUUCCUUUAGACCUUCGACGAGAUAUUAAACGACACCUUUGCUAUGAUCUAGUUCGACGAGUUCCGUUGUUUGAUCAAAUGGAUGAAAAGAUGCUCGAUGCAAUCUGUGAGCGGCUAAAACCGUCCUUGUGUACACAAGGCACGUGUUUGGUUCGGGAGGGUGAUCCGGUGAACGAAAUGUUAUUUAUAAUUCGAGGAAACCUCGACUCGUACACCACAAACGGAGGCCGGACUGGGUUUUUCAACACAAUCCGGAUCGGUCCAGGUGACUUUUGCGGGGAGGAGCUGCUGACGUGGGCCCUGGACCCACGAACAGGUGUCGUGAUCCCAUCGUCUACCCGAACAGUGAAAGCAAUUUCCGAAGUCGAAGCUUUUGCGCUGAUAGCAGAGGAUCUGAAAUUCGUGGCGUCACAAUAUCGAAGAUUGCAUAGUAAACAACUCAGGCAUAAGUUCCGGUUUUACAGCCACCAGUGGCGGACAUGGGCCGCUUGUUUUGUGCAAGCGGCAUGGAUGAGGUAUAAACGGAGAAAAAGCGCUAGUGAACUUCGGGCUCGAGAGAGUUUUGCGAGCGUUGAUUACGCGGGGGAAGCUAAACCCACGAUGCAUAUCGGUGAAAUGGUUGGACCCAAGACCGGGUUCGUUCAUGGUCAUGGUUCGAGUAAAAGUACAAGGAGGUCUGGGAACUUGUUGUCCGGGUCGAAAACAUCUAGUGUUAGUUCAUUACAGAAGCCAGCAGAACCUGAUUUUUCUGUAGAUGAAGAAUGAAUGAAAAAUCAGAAGAAAAUAUAGUUUUUUUUUUUUUUCUUCAUAUAGACAAUUUCUAACAAUCUAUAUUAAAAAGUUUUAAGGGAUACUGUUAGGAAACUAAUCAUAAGAAUUUUGAAGUCAUUGGAUGUAAUCUUCUGGAUUAUAAACAAAAAAAUAAAAAGUAGUUUAUGAAGCUAGUGUUCUGUAAAAUGUAUAUUACAUACAAUGUUCUGAAUUUGUAAAAUGAAAAUGUAGUUACUUUUGUAAA
Messenger RNA from Helianthus annuus (common sunflower), 2976 nucleotides. Its product is annotated as protein CNGC15b. The record is from RefSeq and is a predicted model, not a curated record. Gene Ontology annotation, molecular function: voltage-gated potassium channel activity. The transcript has 8 exons. The coding region runs from base 603 to 2726 and encodes 707 amino acids. Gene Ontology annotation, cellular component: membrane. NCBI's taxonomy places the organism in Eukaryota, Viridiplantae, Streptophyta, Magnoliopsida, Asterales, Asteraceae. Gene Ontology annotation, biological process: transmembrane transport; potassium ion transport.